Propithecus coquereli (Coquerel's sifaka) is the source of this 2978-nucleotide messenger RNA. It is a transcript of the gene TEX10, whose product is annotated as testis expressed 10. The record is from RefSeq and is a predicted model, not a curated record. NCBI's taxonomy places the organism in Eukaryota, Metazoa, Chordata, Mammalia, Primates, Indriidae. The transcript is spliced from 14 exons. The coding region runs from base 179 to 2872 and encodes 897 amino acids. Gene Ontology annotation, cellular component: MLL1 complex; nucleus.
UGAUUUCCGGGCGGCGGAAGGAAACGCGGACGCGUGAGGACGAGGCGAUUUGAAAACACGCUCCGGGAGCUAGAGGCUGAGGCCGGCGGCGCACGCUGUCGCCCCGUGGGCUUCUGCUCGCUCGCUUCUCUCCUCUGCCUCCGGCCCCCGGCCCCGGCCGGACCCACAGUACUCAAGAAUGACCAAAAAAAGAAAACGCCAAGAUGAUUUUCAAAAGGUAAAACUAAAAGUUGGUAAAAAGAAGCCUAAGUUAGAAAAUGCUACUACUACAAACUUUAAAACGAAGACUAUACAUCUGCCUGAGCAACUCAAAGAGGAUGGAACACUUCCAACAAACAAUAGAAAACUUAACAUAAAGGAUUUGCUGUCACAGAUGCAUCACUACAAUGCUGGGGUUAAACAAAGUGCUCUUCUUGGACUUAAAGACCUUUUGUCUCAAUACCCAUUUAUAAUUGAUGCACACCUUUCAAACAUAUUAAGUGAAGUGACUGCUGUGUUUACAGAUAAAGAUGCUAAUGUACGAUUAGCAGCAGUUCAACUUCUUCAAUUCCUGGCCCCCAAAAUACGAGCUGAACAAAUUUCUCCAUUUUUUCCUUUGGUAAGUGCCCAUCUCUCUAGUGCCAUGACUCACAUUACUGAAGGAAUUCAGGAGGACUCUUUAAAAGUUUUGGACAUCCUGCUGGAACAGUACCCAGCUCUAAUUACUGGCCGUAGCAGUAUAUUGCUUAAGAAUUUUGUAGAACUUAUUUCUCAUCAGCAGCUGUCCAAAGGACUGGUAAAUAGAGACAGAUCCCAGUCCUGGAUACUUUCUGUAAAUCCUAAUCGGAGACUCACUUCUCAGCAAUGGAGGCUGAAAGUCUUAGUGAGACUCAGUAAAUUCCUUCAGGCCUUGGCAGAUGGAUCCAGUAGGUUGAGAGAAAGUGAAGGACUUCAGGAACAAAAAGAAAAUCCCCAUGCCACUAGCAACUCCAUUUUUAUCAACUGGAAGGAACAUGCCAGCGACCAGCAACACAUCCAGGUUUAUGAAAAUGGGGGUUCACAGCCAAAUGUCAGUUCACAGUUCAGGCUACGGUACCUGGUUGGAGGACUAAACAGUGUGGAUGAAGGUCUGUCAUCUACUGAAAACCUGAAAGGAUUUAUCGAGAUAAUAAUUCCAUUGCUGAUUGAGUGCUGGAUUGAAGCUGUGCCUCCGCAACUAACUGUUUCUGUCAGAAAUGGUAUAGAACGAGAACCUCUACAGGUUAUGCAACAAGUUCUUAACAUUAUUUCCCUUCUCUGGAAACUCUCUAAACAACACGAUGAAACCCAUAAAUUGGAGUCAUGGCUUCGAAAGAAUUACCUUAUUGAUUUCAAACACCAUUUUAUGAGUCAUUUUCCAUAUGCCUUAAAAGAAAUAACCAAGCAUAGAAGGAAAGAGACAAAUAAAAGCAUCAAGCAUUGCACGAUUCUCUCCAAUAACAUAGAUCACCUCUUACUGAAUUUAACCCUGUCUGAUAUCAUGGUCUCCCUGGCAAAUGCCUCAACUUUGCAGAAGGAUUGCAGUUGGAUAGAAAUGAUAAGGAAGUUUGUGACGGAGACCCUUCAAGAUGGCUCUAGGCUAAAUAGUAAGCAGCUGAACAGAUUACUUGGAGUAUCGUGGAGGUUAAUGCAGAUACAGCCAAACAGAGAAGCUACAGAGACUCUCAUUAAGGCAGUUUAUACAUUAUAUCAGCAGAGGGGCCUUCUCCUUCCAGUACGGACUUUGUUACUGAAGUUUUUCAGUAAAAUCUAUCAGAAAGAAGAACUGAGAUCUUACAGACUCAGAUAUCGUAGUAAAGUGUUAUCACGUUGGCUGGCUGGUUUACCAUUGCAACUUGCUCAUCUUGGCUCCCGAAACCCUGAGCUCUCUACACAGCUUAUUGAUAUCAUUCAUACUGCUGCAGCACGAGCAAAUAAAGAAUUACUAAAAAGUUUACAAGCUACUGCUCUCCGAAUUUAUGAUCCACAAGAAGGCACCGUGGUGGUUCUCCCUGCAGACUCUCAGCAACGUUUGGUUCAGCUCGUAUAUUUUCUACCCAGUCUCCCUGCUGAUUUGCUUUCUCGGUUAAGUCGUUGCUGUAUUAUGGGAAGACUCAGUUCAAGUUUGGUUGCCAUGCUUAUCGGGAUACUGCACAUGAGGUCAUCAUUUUCUGGAUGGAAGUAUUCAGUUAAAGAGUGGUUGAUGAGUGAUGUGGACUAUUUGAGCUUCUUAUUUUCUACACUUACAGGGUUUUCAAAAGAGGAGUUGACUUGGCUUCAGAGCCUUCGAGGAGUUCCUCAUGUCAUCCAGACGCAGCUUUCCCCUGUGCUUCUCUACCUUACUGACUUGGAGCAAUUUUUACACCACUGGGAUGUAACAGAGGCAGUUUUUCACAGUUUAUUGGUUAUCCCUGCCCGAAAUCAGAGUUUUGACAUCCUGCAAAGUGCCAUCAGUAAGCAUUUGGACAUUUCAGUUUGGGGGAAUGUGGAAAGGUGGAUUUUUCCUCUAUGUGUUGGCUCACUGACUCAUUUCUGUCUCCAUUAUUACAGGGAUAAGCUCUGGGGGGUCUGUGUCUCCAUCCUGACCCUCCUGCCUCGAGUCCUCAGGUUGAUGCUGCAGAGCCUGCGGGUGAACAGAGUUGGGCCUGAGGAGCUUCCUGUGGUGGGCCAGCUGCUCCGCCUGCUACUCCAGCACGCACCCCUCAGGACUCACAUGCUGACCAAUGCGAUCUUGGUGCAGCAGAUCAUUAAGAAUAUCACGACGUUGAGGAGUGGAGGUGUUCAGGAGCAGUGGCUCACAGACCUACAUUACUGCUUCAACAUGCACAUCACUGGGCAUCCCCAGGGGCCCAGUGCACUGAGCACAGUGUAUUGAAGAGGCCAUGGUACCUCCUGGUUGAAAUUGUUUAUUCACUUCUAUCUUAUUUUGAAGAAAGAUUGAUGUAAUAAAUGUUUGUCAUUAAAGCUGAACUUUUAAAGAA